UUAAGGUUUUCAAUCAAAAUUUUCCAAAUUGUAUUCUGUUCGGUUUUAAUAGCAAAUUGAAACUAAUUGAUUAAAAUUUAUUCAAUUUAUUACAAAUGACGCUGCUGCGUGGUUUUGACAAAACCUGGCUAGUUGAUGAUUCGAGACACAGUCUUGACUUCCCAAAAGUAGACCAGCAUCAGGAGGGCAGAAAUUUCAUCAGGAAUGAAAAUAACGUCAAAUCUGAUGACGAAGAAAAUGACGAUGACGACGAUGAGACAAAAACAUCUCAACGGAGCUUUGUGAAGAAGUUUCCACCCGUUAUCAAGCCCAAGCACCAAGUGCCCGUCCUGCGCUACCCUGUGGAUGCAAGGAGGAGCAAGCGGGUGUUUGAGAUCACCAAUGCCAGACUGAAAGGCAGGAGGGCCCUGUUCCCAGUGAAGAAGAAGAUUCCCAUACAGCGCUUGAUCCCAUUGACUAUAGUGGCGGAGAGCGAAGACUUCAGGGUGUUGCAAGAUGGGGAUGAGUGGGAGCGAGUGCAGUUUGCGGUGAAGGAGAGAGCGGCUGGAUCUAAAGAACAUCAUGACGUUACUGAAGAGGAGCAAGUGAGAGUCGGUCCAUACAUGCUAUGCACAAAGUGUGCCGGCUUCAACACUAAGCCACAGAGACCGGCCUUGUCCGAUGGGAAGCGAGGAGGUCUGGGGGACACGAGCAUGUACCAGACAUGGAGGAGUAGUCUUCUGGAACUGCAGCCUUAUCUGGACAUGCGAGACAAGAUGCAGAGAAACAGACUGAAAAAAGGGCAGAAGGAGAAGAGCGAGGAAAAGAAGGACGAUGAGGGCAAUGAAGAAAAGGACGAUGCAGAGAGAAACGAUCUGAAUUUCGACAACGCGUACUCUCUUCUAGCUGAGGCGAUGAAAAAGAUAGAGACAAGCUCGAACAAGACCCAGAGACGUUUGAGGAGUGCAACCAACAGUUCACACAAGUUCACUCAGUCGCACAGGGAUAUUAGCCGAAUCGAAGAAGUUGAGGGAGAGAUAUCGGAAGAAAACUAAAGAACACACUCGGUGAAACAUAA
This is a messenger RNA of Symsagittifera roscoffensis, 1057 nucleotides long. RefSeq lists its product as uncharacterized. The transcript has 5 exons. Lineage: Eukaryota; Metazoa; Xenacoelomorpha; Acoela; Convolutidae. The coding region runs from base 96 to 1034 and encodes 312 amino acids. The record is from RefSeq and is a predicted model, not a curated record.